CUGUGUAGUAGUAUUUGUUGCGACAUAAUUUUGUCAUAAACUUAUUUUCGACAUAAAAAAUGACAAUCUUCCGAAAGGGGAAAUUGAAAAAAAAAUGGGUUAAAAAAAAAAGAAAUUAUAGGGAGGAGGAGGAUCUGGAUUAUUAAGAUUUAUGCUACUGAUAAUUAUACAAAGUCAGAACUAAUAAUUAGAAUGAUCCAAAGACUUUAAUGAUAACCAACCCACUAUAAGAAGACAAACAACCAUCACAAUGUCACGAAAAUUACGAUCGUCUCAAACAUCAUCAUCUCAAGAGUCCGAUCUUUCAUCUAUAAAUGAUACUAAUUUGGUUACGAUUCAAAGAGAAAAUAUACCAUCCUUGAAAGUUUCGAUUAAAUUACAACCUUCUAUACUUAAAUUCAUAAGUCUAAAGAAUGAAUUCGAUAGUUUGGUACGGUCAAGUCAAACUCCAACUGAUUUAAGAGAUAUAGAUUUACAGAAGUAUGAUCAUUCAAAUCUAACCCCAAAGACAAUCAAUGUAAAUAAUAAUAAGAAUGAGGACUUGGGAAACGAUUAUGAUGAUUCUGAUGAUGAUACAGUGGUGAUACAUAAUCAAAAUUCCAUCCCUAAGAUUUCCAAGGAUAUAGAUGAAGAAGAAGCUGAUGAAAUCUCGGAAGAUCCUUUCUCUUCAGAUGAUGAAAUGUAUUUAAUGGAAAGUCAAAUCAACAAAGCAUUAUCUUCCAAAGUAUCACUCUCAACUCCAUCAACUGAUCCGAAACCUAUUGCCACUUCAACCCAAUCAACUACAAAGAUACCUUCUCAACUACCAUCAUCUCCAGUUAAAAAGCCAGUACUGCAGGGUCCUGAAUUGUCCGGAUACAAACCAGUACCGUCAAACAUAGCUCCAAUACUACAAUACGAGCUAAACAAGUUAAACUCCUUUGAUGAUGCUACACAGAGUCAAAACCCAGAUGAAAUUAUGGUGGCGGAGAAAUUAAUAUUUUCAUUAAAGGAUCCAUUAAGUGCAACUAAGAUUAAACUACCCGUAAAAUCUAGUUCAUGUAUACAUUUCGAAUGUUUCGAUUUUGAAACAUUCUGCUUGUUUAAUAAAAUCUCAAGUCAAGUUCAAAGUGUUUUAAAACAUGAUUUAUCAAGAAAGAACUUUUUAAUGAAAAAGGAACAAUCUAAUCUUAAUAAGAAUAAGAUCAAUACUACUCCUACCACAAACACAAACACAACCACAUCCAAUACCCCAUUACAAUUACCAACUCCACCACAAGUUCAACGACAGCAUCAUCCUGUACCGCCCAAUCGUGGCCAAUCUCAAAAUAAUAAUCAAUUCAAUUACAAUAAUAAUAUAAACUUUAAUAAUAACAAUAACAUUGAUUACGUUCGAGUGAUUGAAAAUCCAAUGCCUCAAUACUUGCCAUUUAUAACUACAAAUACUUUCGAACUGUACUCUACUAGAGUCAAUCAUCCUCCAAAUACAGUUUAUCCCUAUUAUCAUCCAGUACCACCUCCACCUCCACCCCCUCCUCAUAAACCAUUUAAAUGUCCAUUAUGUGAUACUAAAUUCUCGUUACCAGAACUAUCCAUUAGUGAUAGUUAUAAUUAUUUCGUCAAGUCUACUCCGAAAGAUACAGAAAGAAUUGAAUUGUUUGAAAUGAGGUUAUACCGAAUAUUAGAUGACUCUAAUAGUAAUUCUUAUAGUAAAAGAGGAAGUUCAGAAGUAGUCGAGGAAGAGAUAAUUAUACUAUCUGAUGAUGAUGAUGAUCAAGAAGAAGCGCAAGUAACUCCUAGUAAAAGUAAACAUAAGUCAUCUUCAAAAUCCAAAACUAAUAAAAAUCAAGAUUAUGUUAAGACUGAAAGGAGACAACCACAAGAAUUUAAUGAAGAUAUACCGCUCAAGGAUCUAUAUACUCAAAGCUUUAAUGAGCUUGAUGAUGGUUUAGAUGAUGAAUUAUUAUCAAUUGGUAUUUUUACGGCAUAUCGACCAAAUCUAAGCGCCAAAAAAAGCGACAAUUACUCUUCCGGUAAGGGUGAAGGAAGCUUUGAUGAUCCAGUAACUUUGGACUAAUAAGAUCAUAUAGAUGUUUAUAGGAAUGUUUAAUAUAUAAAAAAUUAAAACAGCUGACCUAUAUUUCAUGUACUUAUACUUUCCCGAUUAGUAAUAAUUGGUUUUGCAAUUUUUGGGGUAAUUUUAGCGGUUCCAGAUCAAAAUUUUUUCCAUAUAAGUUUACAGCUACAAUCUUAG
Messenger RNA from Scheffersomyces coipomensis, 2233 nucleotides. It is a transcript of the gene FGR3, whose product is annotated as Fgr3p. The transcript has a single exon. Bases 251 to 2056 code for a protein of 601 amino acids. The record is from RefSeq and is a predicted model, not a curated record. Lineage: Eukaryota; Fungi; Ascomycota; Pichiomycetes; Serinales; Debaryomycetaceae.